Molecule: messenger RNA, 281 nt
Organism: Dentiscutata erythropus
Lineage: Eukaryota; Fungi; Glomeromycota; Glomeromycetes; Diversisporales; Gigasporaceae
Source: the annotation of a GenBank genome assembly
GAACUUUUAGUAGAUCCUUUUGAAGAACCUUUGAAAGAACCUUUAGAAGAAUCUUUAGAAGAAGUAGAACUUUUGGAAGAGCUUUUAGAAUCUUUAUUUUUUUGGCGAUUACUUUUCGAUGUUGUAGAGUUAGACACAUUAGAUAUAGAUUUUGGCAUAGUAGAGUUGGACGUAAAUUUAGGUGUAGAGUUAGGCAAAGAAGAGUUAGACAUGGAGUUAGAUGUGGAGUUAAAUGUAGAGUUAGGCAUAGAGUUAGACAUGGAGUUAGACGUGCCAGAAUU